This is a messenger RNA of Limanda limanda (common dab), 964 nucleotides long. RefSeq names its product transmembrane protein 163a-like. The coding region runs from base 1 to 879 and encodes 292 amino acids. Gene Ontology annotation, molecular function: zinc ion binding. The record is from RefSeq and is a predicted model, not a curated record. Gene Ontology annotation, cellular component: synaptic vesicle membrane. Lineage: Eukaryota; Metazoa; Chordata; Actinopteri; Pleuronectiformes; Pleuronectidae. The transcript has 8 exons.
AUGACAGACCCUCAGGAGUCCUACCCCGUCCCGGACUCGACUGUGGUGGAUGGCACGGUGCGGAACGGCCAGUGCGCCCCGGACGGCUUCAGCAACAACCACCACCAGAACCACCAGAACCAUCACCAGCCACAAGCCAGGAGCCCCGGGCAGUCCGAGCCCUACACCACCGGCCAUGAGAUGAAAAUCACAGACAGCGUGGAGGGAGAAGGUCUCCUGGAGAGCAGUAUGCGCCUGAAGCCCCACGAGGCCCAGAACUACAGGAAGAAGGCGCUCUGGGUGUCCUGGGUCUCCAUCGUGGUCACACUCAUGCUUGCUGUGGCAGCUUUCACUUUAUCAUUCAUGAGACACAGCGCCUCAGCCUUUGGAUUUGCCUUUGAUGCCUCACUGGACGUCAUGUCAUCAUUCAUUGUCCUCUGGCGCUACAGCAACGCAGCAGCGGUGCACUCUGCACACAGAGAGUACAUAGCGUGUGUAGUUCUUGGGGUCGUGUUUGUUCUCUCGUCCUUGUGCAUCCUUGGAAAGGCAAUCCAUAAUCUGGCAACCAAGAUGCUCCCAGAAGUGGAUGACUUCCUCUUCAGUGUGUCCAUAGUGAGCGGGUUCACCUGUAUUCUGCUGGCCGUGGCCAAGUUCAUGCUGGGAAGAGUGCUUACUAGUCGGGCACUUUUCACUGAUGCCUUUAACUCUAUGAUUGGAGCUGUCAUGGGAUUUUCAAUUCUGAUCAGUGCUGAAGUCUACAAGCAGCAUCCCGAUGUCUGGUUCCUGGACGGCACCAUCGGAGUUCUCAUGGCACUCCUCAUUUUCGGAUACGGUGUCAAACUCCUGAGGGACAUGGUGCCCCGUGUGAGGCAGACAAGGAACUAUGAACGUUUUGAGUGAGAGUUGUUGACCAAAAGAGCAAUUCUACACACACAGACACACACAUCAUACACAUCCUGACUGCCUCCUGUUCUAUUCCCUCAUC